Drosophila suzukii is the source of this 1889-nucleotide messenger RNA. RefSeq lists its product as uncharacterized. NCBI's taxonomy places the organism in Eukaryota, Metazoa, Arthropoda, Insecta, Diptera, Drosophilidae. The record is from RefSeq and is a predicted model, not a curated record.
UUUGAGUCGGAUGCCAUGGAUAUAUUCCAUCCAGAGCAUUUUGAGACCUGCUCUAACGAGACCGCCCUGGUGGCCCCAAUCUAUGAUAUCAGUCGACAGCGAUAUGUGUUGUUCAUUAAUAAGACGCUGGCCUCCAUCAUUAUGAACUCUACCGAGGUGGAGUACAAUUGCUAUUAUCAGGAGAUAACACGCGACAGGGAGCACGACAGCUAUGACAAGUUGGAGCGAAAAUACUUUACGCAGAACUACGAGGUGCCGUUGCAUGUUCAGGGCCUGAUCUUGGCCUGUCAUCGUCUUGGCAACGAGUCUGAUAUUCUGCAGAGCGAUGCCUAUAGCCUCAUUCAAUAUAGGCCACCUCCCAAAGGACUCUCGAUGGAACCGUCUAAACGGAAGCCUAGUGUCUUAAUGUUCGGAAUAGACUCUUUGUCGCGAAUCAAUUUACGUCGAACCAUGCCCAAGGUAUACAGGUUUUUAACGAAAGCCGGUUGGUUCGAGCUGCAGGGAUACAAUAAGAUAGGUGACAACACUUUUCCAAACCUGCUAGCCCUUUUGACGGGUUACAAUCCAGACUCGGCCUUAAAAAGGAUCUGCGACUGGCACGAGAAGGGAUGCCUGGACAGGACCCCCUUUAUUUGGAAGUACCUUCACAAUGCCAGCUAUCUCACCGCCUAUGCUGAGGACGAAAGUGGCAUACACACAUUCAACUACUUGAAGCCCGGCUUUUUGGAACAACCCACCGACUAUUACCUCAGGCCCUUUCAGAAGGCCUUUGAGAAGGGCCUGUCCAACUGGAAAUGCAAAGACUGCUCAAUGAGAUACUGCAUUGGUCGACGGAUUACCAGCAGCUACGCCUAUGAUAUGGCCAGAGAUUUCGCCCGGCGUUUUGUGGACAAGCGUCCCAUUUGGGGUCUCUUCUGGUCGAAUAGCUUUAGUCACGAUAGCUUUCAGAUGCCCUCAAAAAUGGAGGACUAUGUGCUGCAGUACUUGCUUGAUUUCGAGAAAGAUGGUGUAUUCGAUCAGAGUAUUAUGAUAUUCCUCUCGGAUCAUGGAUCGCGUUAUGGAAGACUCAUGUCUCUGCCCAGUGGGUUCCUGGAGGAACGACUACCCUCGAUGUUUAUUUACUUGCCGCCCUGGUUUCGGGCUCAAUACCCGGAAUAUGUGAGGGCCCUGCAGUUGAAUAAAAACCGCCUGACCUCCACCUACGAUCUGCACAAUACCCUGAAGCACAUCAUCGAACUGGGCGGAACUCCAGAUGGUCCCGAACUUCCCAAAGCUGCCGACUGCCCCAAGUGCCAGUCCGUUUUCCUUCCCAUCGACGAGUCGAGGACGUGUGAGGAUGCUGGAAUACCAGAGCACUACUGCACCUGUGUGCCUUAUAAAAGACUAAGGGUGGAUUGGGCAAAGCGUAUUGCCCCCCUGGUAGUCGGUCGAAUCAACGAGUAUUUGACCAGCAGGAAUCUCAGUGGCAUUUGUUCGGAGCUGACUUUGCGCUACAUACACGAGACAGAGAUGAAAAUCGAUCUGGAUCAGAACUUCCAUGAUGAUGUGCCCCUCAUAGAGGUCGCUACCUAUCGAACAAUGUUUAAGGUAAAGCAGAACUCCGCCGACUUUCGAGCCACCGUUCUGUUCAACAAUGUCACGGGAUCCGUGGAAGUCGAAGUGCCAACGAUCAGUCGGCUCGACAGUUAUGCAAAGGUUUCAACAUGUGUCGACGACAAAACCGAUAAGAUGUACUGCAUUUGCAAAAGUGAUAUCAAGGAAUAGAAUAGGUUUAGGGUCACAUUAUGCUGUUACUAUCUACAAUGUAGAUUCGACAUGUGUUUAUUUAGUUCUUACACAAAAUUAUUUGAUAACAAUUUUAGGGAUUUUUUAAGAUUAUAAGUAAAUUG